CUCUCUUUUUCUGUUUCCUUCUUUUUUGUUUUUUUUAUUUCCUUGUUCUCUUACUUGUCUUAUUUCAAAACUCACAAUGUCACAAAAGCAGGAUUCAGAUUAUCAAGAUCCCAUAUUAACGCCUGGCAGUUUACGAAAAAUUGUGGAGAAUCUACCCGGAAAAGCCAAACACGAGCAUGGAGAAUAUGAGUACAAUUGCGAUUCUGAUACGUUUGAAAAUGAAAUCAAUGACUUUUUCAGCUAUACCGAAGUAACCGUUUCACUGCAAGAGUAUCGUAGAUUAUACGAAAAGGAAUAUGUUGAAAUCACUCGACAAGACAUUCUUUCUCUGUUAGAUAAAUUAGAUUCCUCGGAUAGAGAUUGUCGAAUGAGAUCGUGCAAGCUUCUCAUUUAUAUCUCACUCGGUCAAUUCACAACCAGCACGAAAGAAUCAAGGCAGAAACGGAUGGGAAAUGUGAUUCGUAAUAACAAUAUAUUGAUUGAGUGUGGUGCGUUUCAUUUGUUCUAUCAAAGAUUACGACAAGCAUGUAUCAACAGUGUGCUCGAAAUAGAUUUUUAUUUAACAUUGUUAUAUGUUUUAUUGGAAACCCAAAGAUUUCAAUAUCCAACAAAAUCCAGCGAAAAAUUUAAACAAGAAAUCAUUGCAAUGGAACCAAAUUUAACAGAAUUUUUGUUUACAUUUGUGGCAAGCUUACGAGAUAAAUUAGAUGGAUCUUACCCUAUUAAGAAAAUCGUCCUAUUGCUAUGGAAAUCAUUAUUAUUCAUGUCGGGAGGAUUAAAAGAUAUAAAGUUAUUAACACAUCGAGCCAAACAGUCGUUGGGGUUGACCGUAGAUAACAGUCAAACGAUAAAGAGUACACCACAAGAUUUAUAUCAUUUUCAAAACGAGUCCACCGAAAAAUACCCCGCUUAUGAGCCACCCUGUUUACCUCUCCCAUGCCCUUCUCCUUCCUUGACCGUCAACCCAUCCUCAUCAUCCUUACCCAAGAGCAUGGGUUAUUUAAACGCAACUAAUCAGAUCGAACUAUUGUAUCAAACACUCUUUCCACCAAAGUCUGCAGCCAGUGUUGGGUUUCCAAAAAAGCAGAAUAAUCAACUUUAUAAUUAUUUUCUGUAUCCCCCGCAUGCGUCUCCUGCGCUUGUUUUACCUCUUGUGCAUCAAGGAUCUUCAGUGCCUCAGGGCGUGAAAGAAGCGGGUCAAGCCUUUGUUUCUCACAUGCACAUUUCCCUGUCGAAUUACCAAAUGAUUCAAGAAAAGUCAAAUGCCAUUCAAAAGUGGAAACGGAUAUCCUCUUCAAAAAAUGAGAGUCAGAAAAUUGAGAUCAUGCAGGAUGAAGAGACGGAUUUGAUUGAACGACUUUAUGCGAAAAUUAUACCUGAUCUACAAAAUAUUAUUAUUGUUUUGCUUAAAUUGUUAUUAACUGCAGUGGCGACCACAGUAGACAACAAUGAUUCGGAACAAAACAUUACACUGGAAUACCUCGAGCAGGUGGAUGUUGCCAGAAACAGAGAGGUUUAUUCCAAGGCAAUAUCGGGCAUUUUACUAAUUUUAUUGAAAUGGACAAAAUCCUCACAUGUCUUGAAAUUCGAAUACUUGUCUCAGUUGUUGGCAGAUUCAGGGUGUUUACUUUUAAUCCUAAAAAUGAUUGGAUUGCAAGAGAUUACAGAUCUAGUCAAGGCGCAUACGGAUGUACCUUAUUAUAACUUCUUUGACUAUAACAUUAAUCGUGAGCCCGAAACCGUUAUUAAUACAAAGAAGGAUGACUCUUACACAAAUCAUCGAAAUAUGUUUUGGACCAUCAAUUAUUUAAGAAUCCUAUUAAUGUUAACUAAAUACAAAACUCACCGCAUUAUGCUUUUGGUGCAAUAUAAAUCAUCGGCAAUUUUAAAGCGUAUCCUAAAAAUAUCUCACCCGGUUUUGGAACAAUAUAUUCUUAAAUUAUUGAAAAGCCAAGUUCCUUACCUUGGAAGGAAAUGGAGAUCUCAAAACAUGAAGAUUAUUUCAGCCAUCUAUUUAAAUUGUCAUACCUUGUUAAAGGAUGAUUGGAUAUCCAAAAUAAACUUUGAGGAAGAUUUACAAGAAGGAAAGAUGCAAGAAAAUAGUCUACGCAUUUUGACUCUAGUAUACAACGGUGAAAGGUAUUUACCAUCUUUACUGCCUCUACACGACGAGGUCAAUACUCAACAUGGAUCGGUACCGACCGGACCAGGUUUGGAAGGAUUCAAUCAGUAUGAGAUGGAUUUAUUAGACGACGAAGAAGAUAUUGAAUUGGAACCUGCAUUCAUGGAAAAUUACCAAGACUGGUUGCAAACCGAAGUCUUCAAUGAAACUCUCGUUCAAGAUGUACCUGCACCACUAACACCUUAUCCAGCUAGUAGAGCACCUGUAUCACACGAGGAACUUGCUCUCGAGAUGAAUAAAAUAUAUGUUGAGCAACUGAAUUCUGAGUUCAAGCCAAGACAUCCUAUUCAAGUGGACAUACCAUCAGCUGUGCAUGCGGAACAGCCUCCUGUGUCAAAGAAAAUGACACCUCUAGCGCGGUAUAAUGGGGACAAAAGCAGCCUGACGUAUGGAAAAUCGGAUCGUGAUAAAAAUGAGCCUAUUGAUAAUGAAGAUGAGUUCAUAUGCAAACUGCUGCAGAUUGAAGACAAGACAAUACAAAAAUGGAAUGAUCAUCAGAAUGGAAGCUGUGAUCAGUAUCACUACAGAUUGAUGGAUGGACUAUUUGAUGAAGAGUUGUAUUAUUCAGGUUGAUGGAGGAGCUACAGACACUAUCUCGUGUAUGUGUGCGAGCAACGAAAUGAAUCAAGGAGAUUAAUGUACAUAUUCAGUAUAAAUUGAAUAAAAUAAAAUACUAUUUAAUGUAACGCAGUAUUUUGCGGAAA
Molecule: messenger RNA, 2886 nt
Organism: Mucor mucedo
Lineage: Eukaryota; Fungi; Mucoromycota; Mucoromycetes; Mucorales; Mucoraceae
Exons: 8
Coding region: 77-2755 (892 amino acids)
Biological process (GO): cytoskeleton organization
Cellular component (GO): cytosol
Source: RefSeq, a predicted model, not a curated record